AUGCAACACACAAACCACAGCCAUCAGAACCCAGCCUCAUUCCUGCUUAUGGGAAUUCCUGGUCUAGAGACAUCCCACUUUUGGAUUGCAUUUCCCUUCUGCUCCAUGUAUGCCUUGGCAGUAACCGGCAACAUGGUGGUGCUGCUGGUGGUACGCUCAGACCCUGCACUGCACCAGCCCAUGUACCUGUUCCUAUGCAUGCUGUCCACCAUUGACUUGGUGCUCUGCACCUCCACAGUGCCCAAACUCCUAGCACUCUUUUGGGCAAAUGCUGCUGAGAUUGCCUUUGGGGCUUGUGCUGCCCAGAUGUUCUUUAUCCAUGGCUUCUCAGCUGUAGAAUCUGGCAUUCUGCUAGCAAUGGCCUUUGACCGCUACUUGGCCAUCUGCCGGCCAUUGCACUAUGGGUCAUUAUUGCCCCCAGAGGCUGUGGGUAAGCUGGGGGCUGCUGCUAUGCUUCGUGGCCUGGGGCUCAUGACCCCACUCACCUGCUUAUUGGCAAGGCUGAGCUACUGUAGCCGAGUGGUGGCCCACUCCUACUGUGAACAUAUGGCAGUGGUGAAGCUAGCUUGUGGGAGUACAAAACCAAACAACAUCUAUGGCAUUACUGCUGCCACACUGGUGGUGGGCACUGACUCCAUCUUCAUCGCAGUCUCCUAUGCACUCAUCCUUCAGGCUGUGUUAGGCCUCUCUUCCAAGGAGGCAAGAGCCAAGACCUUUGGAACUUGUGGCUCCCACCUCUGUGUUAUCCUGCUCUUCUACACACCAGGACUCUUCUCAUUCUACACUCAACGUUUUGGCCAGCAGGUGCCCCGGCACAUCCACAUCCUCCUGGCUGAUCUCUACCUCGUCAUGCCACCCAUGCUCAACCCCAUCAUCUAUGGCAUGAAGACCAAGCAGAUCCGGGAUGCGGCCCUCCGACUGCUGAAGCAAAAGUCUUCAACUUAG
Orycteropus afer afer is the source of this 945-nucleotide messenger RNA. Its product is annotated as putative olfactory receptor 52P1. The coding region runs from base 1 to 945 and encodes 314 amino acids. The record is from RefSeq and is a predicted model, not a curated record. The transcript has a single exon. Gene Ontology annotation, cellular component: membrane. Lineage: Eukaryota; Metazoa; Chordata; Mammalia; Tubulidentata; Orycteropodidae. Gene Ontology annotation, molecular function: olfactory receptor activity; G protein-coupled receptor activity. Gene Ontology annotation, biological process: G protein-coupled receptor signaling pathway.